Lepus europaeus (European hare) is the source of this 555-nucleotide messenger RNA. RefSeq names its product HOATZ cilia and flagella associated protein (gene HOATZ). Gene Ontology annotation, biological process: cilium assembly. The record is from RefSeq and is a predicted model, not a curated record. NCBI's taxonomy places the organism in Eukaryota, Metazoa, Chordata, Mammalia, Lagomorpha, Leporidae. The coding region runs from base 1 to 555 and encodes 184 amino acids. The transcript is spliced from 6 exons.
AUGGAAACGGGAGCCCGCGAGGGUCGCAGCGGUCGAAAGGAGUCCCCGGAAAUCUGCCCUCCGGGAUUACUGGUGUUCGCCGGCUCUUCGGAACUGGAUGCCAGCUUGGCUAAGCAGUUCUGGCUCCGGGCUUCCCUGUAUCCCCCGAGUGAAUCCCAGCUGGUGCUGCGCCAGGGUAGCAGUCAGCGUCUGCCGGUGGCGCGGGCCUCCCAGAGAGUCGCGCACGAGAAAAGUCACUCCCAGCCUUCUCCCCUUGAGAGGAACAAGAAUCCAGACAUCAUUGCUGAAGCCCUAAAGAUGCAAGAAUCUGAGGAGAAAAUGAAUUAUCUCCAAAAGGCUAAGAAGAGAGAUGAGAUUCUCCAACUCUUACGAAAACAAAGAGAAGAAAGGAUCACGCCAGACUUAGCAUGCAAGGGUGGAGCAAAACUAACCCAAUCAAGAGAUAAUGAUUUAUCUAAGAGUAAAAUAGGAUUUCACAGCUUAAUGGUCUUCCUGGCCGGUGGGCACCCGCCUGAGCAUCUGUUCUUUGAGCCCACCGUUGCUUCCCAGGGGUAG